Zasmidium cellare ATCC 36951 is the source of this 771-nucleotide messenger RNA. RefSeq lists its product as uncharacterized. Lineage: Eukaryota; Fungi; Ascomycota; Dothideomycetes; Mycosphaerellales; Mycosphaerellaceae. The transcript is spliced from 3 exons. The record is from RefSeq and is a predicted model, not a curated record. Bases 1 to 771 code for a protein of 256 amino acids.
AUGGCGACGAUUCUCGUGACUGGUGCCUCCCGAGGCCUGGGACUCGAGCUUGUGAAGCAACUGCUGGAUUUACCCGCAGCCACGAUCGACAAGGUCUUCGCGGUGACGCGAAGCCAGCCCACUCCUGGCCUGCAAGAGCUCGUGAAUUCGUCUCCGGAUCGUCUUACAAACGUCAUGAUUGAGGACUUGUCCGACCUCUCGCGUGCGACACAGGCCUCGAAAGACAUCGAAGCCGUACUGCAAGGACGCGGCUUGGACAUACUGGUGAACAACGCGGGCACGGCUGUGGAGUGCCCCAGCGGCAUCUGUUCAAUGACGAACCAAGAAUUGCUGGAUGUGAUGAACGCCAACGUCGGUAGCGCUCACGCUGUGACAACGGCCUUCAUUCCGCUACUACGAAAAGGAGGCCACAGAAAAGUAGUGAACAUGUCGAGUGCAUUAGGGUCCAUUACCCGGUACGACACAUACCAGUGGGCGACUACAUACUCAUACAAAAUGUCCAAGGCAGCAAUGAACAUGCUUACUGUCCAAUAUGCGUUGGAGUUUGACAAGGAGGACUUUACCUUCAUAGCACUCUCACCAGGGUGGAUCAAGACUGACCUGGGCGGCCAGAAUGCCGAUAUUGAUCUUGAAGUUGGCGGCAAGGCGAUCAGAGAUAUAGUGCUCAGAAGUGAUAGAACAGACAAUGGCAAGUUCCUCUGUAUCCGAGUGCCGGGCUGGGAAGGGCACAAGGGAAUGAAUCAAUACGAUGGGCUUGAAAUGCCUUGGUGA